Clunio marinus is the source of this 475-nucleotide messenger RNA. The record is from the annotation of a GenBank genome assembly. NCBI's taxonomy places the organism in Eukaryota, Metazoa, Arthropoda, Insecta, Diptera, Chironomidae.
AUGAGGGGCUAGAAAGUUGAAAAUUGUUCGUAACAUAACUUUGAACCGUUUCAUCAUUAAUUGAGCCGUUUGACUCGUUUUCAAUCGAACUCUGGUUUUCUUAGACGACUUAAAGGUAAUUAACCAACCAUUCAAGAUGUCAUCAGGAGCACCAGCAGAACCGCCAUCACGUCCAAUGAAAUUCCCUUAUACAUUCUCGGCAAAGAUUGCUCAGUUUCCAUUGAAAUGGCAUGUUCAGAACAGUUGGAUUUGGCGAUACUAUUUGAUUGGUCUUGUUGUUUCUCUCCCAGUCUUCUACAAAAUUGACAGAAUGGCUAAUUCUCCCGAAAAUGUUGCUAAAUGGGCAGAAUCUAAACGCAAAGAGCACGCUGAACACCAUUAAGCGAUGUGCAUUAAAAUAAAUCAUUAUUAAUUCAUGUAAAAUCAAAGAAUUAUUCUGAAAUAAAAUUCGUGUGUAGAAAGAAGAAGAAAAAAA